This is a messenger RNA of Colletotrichum spaethianum, 1047 nucleotides long. RefSeq lists its product as uncharacterized. NCBI's taxonomy places the organism in Eukaryota, Fungi, Ascomycota, Sordariomycetes, Glomerellales, Glomerellaceae. The record is from RefSeq and is a predicted model, not a curated record. The transcript has a single exon. Gene Ontology annotation, cellular component: outer membrane. The coding region runs from base 1 to 1047 and encodes 348 amino acids.
AUGAGCCAAUACAACAAUAACGGCGGCUACCAGCAGGGUGGUUACCAACAAGGUGGCUACCAGCAAGAUCGCCCUCACGUUGGUGAGGCCAACUCAUACUACUCUUCCCAAGGAGGUCCUGAGAACUUCUUCCAGCACGGCCAAGGCCAUCAGGGAUACGGUCAACUUCCUCAGCAUCACCAGCAAAACUUCUCGCCUCUCCCUCACCAGAAUCAGGGCUACCGUAAUGAUGGCCCGCCUGGUUCCGCUGGCCUGGAAGGUGAGGAUGGUGAGCGUGGUCUAACGGGUGCAUUGGCCGGUGGCGCUGCUGGUGCUUUCGGCGGUCACAAAGUCGGCGGCAACUUUGGCCAUAGCAAGACAAGCACCUUGAUCGGUGCCGUUGCCGGCGCUUUUGCCGGCCACAAGCUCCAGGAUGGUGUAUCUGACUGGAAGGACAAGCGCGACGAGGAGAAGAAGAAUGACCACAAGAAUGACCACGACCGGCCGCAUGAUCGUCCGGAGGAGCACCACCACGGCGGCCACAACGACGACAAACCCCGCAGCGGCAACUACGCCGGCGGUUUCACAGGCUCUUCCCGAGAUAUCCGCCUUGAUGCACACGGAGAGUACAACCUCCACGCGUCGUGCAAGCGUCGCGACGGCGAAUGGCAGAGCAGCACCAUUAGCCUGAACCGCAUCCUCGAAAAUGACCAGGGUAGCUUCCGCUGGUCUUCUGGAAGCAGCGGCGGCGGUGACUCUUCCGUCACCGUUCAGCAGGGUGACACCCUCCGCAAUAUCGCCGCAAGAUUCAACGUCGGAUUUGAAGAGAUAGCCAGACUCAACAACAUCCCCAACCCGGACCAGAUCUGGCCUGGUCAGGUCCUUCAGAUCCCAGGCCGUGGCGGAAGCUCUGGUGGCAACUUUGGUGCCUCUGCUCGGGAUGCGCGCCUGGUGCAGGGUGGCCAGGUCCUUGAGGCCGAGCUGUCCCGGAACGGACAGUGGGUCCGCAGCUCUAUCAACUUGGACGAGAGAAUCGGAAACAACAACGGAACCCUGCACCUUGUUUAG